GGGGCCGUGAGAUUUCCGCAUAAACCAGGGGAGGGGAGCAUCAUCAUCCAUGAGCAGAGCAUAAGCAUGGCGCCGGUGAAGGUGUUCGGGUCGGCGGCGUUCACGAACGUGGCGCGGGUGCUGGUGUGCCUGGAGGAGGUCGGCGCCGAGUACGAGAUCGUCGACGUCGACUUCCAUGCCAGGGAACACAAGGGCCCCGACCACCUCGCCGAAAACCCGUUCGGCCAGGUCCCGGCGUUCCAGGACGGGGAUCUCACGCUCUUCCAGUCCCGCGCGAUCUCACGCUACGUGCUCCGCAAGCACAGGACCGACGAGGUCAACCUGCUGAGGGAAGGCGACCCCAGGGAAUCGGCCCUCCUAGCUCCGCCAGUGGACGUCUGGCUGGACGUGGAGGCCCUCAGCUUCGACCCCGCCAUGCACUCGGUGUUCUACCAGCACCGCGUCGCGCCGGCGCUGGGCGGGACCCCCGACGAGAAGAUCAUCGGCGAGAGCGUCGAGAAGCUGAGGAAGGUGCUGGACGUGUACGAGGCCCGGCUGAGCAAGCACAGGUACCUGGCCGGGGAUUUCCCGAGCCUCGUGGAUCUUAGUCACUUCCCCGAGACGCACUAUUUCAUGGGGAUGCCGUAUGCGGCGGUGUUCGAUGCCUACCCUCGUGUUAGGGCGUGGCUGGAGGAGCUGUUCGAUAGGCCCGCCGUGAAGAAGGUCAUCGCGCUCAUGGCCAAGGACUUCAAUUAGUUAUGCUUCUGAGUAAAGGUCGCGCCUGUCAGGUUACAUUAUGUGGGAGACCGUAUGCGAUAAGACCAAGGUUGACUGCAUGUAUUGUCUUUACAUCUCACCACAUACUUGCUUAUCAAUUCUCUGUUUUCUGAGUAUCACUGCUCUGUUUUCUGAGCACUUGAUAGCGUGCUCUGUUUUCUGAGUGUUGAGUAUAUUGUGUACGUGUAUAUGUGUGUGUAGG
Messenger RNA from Triticum dicoccoides, 958 nucleotides. Its product is annotated as probable glutathione S-transferase GSTF1. The transcript has 4 exons. Gene Ontology annotation, cellular component: cytoplasm. The record is from RefSeq and is a predicted model, not a curated record. Gene Ontology annotation, biological process: glutathione metabolic process. The coding region runs from base 67 to 735 and encodes 222 amino acids. Gene Ontology annotation, molecular function: glutathione transferase activity; glutathione binding. Lineage: Eukaryota; Viridiplantae; Streptophyta; Magnoliopsida; Poales; Poaceae.